AUGAGAAGGCUGUCAAACUUAUCAUCCCAUACUGAAAGAGUUUGGCAAGCUGACUGAAGCCCUUCAGGCGACCUUUUAGCAACCUGCAGCGGUGACAAAACAGUGAAAAUAUGAAGAUCAGCAGAUGGUCCAUUAUCUGCAUCGUGGGAAUGUUGUGAUACCUUAGAUUCCCACACAAAGUCAGUACGAAGUAUAGCAUGAAGCCAUAGCGGAGAACUCCUUGCCUCUGCCAGCUUUGAUGGUACUGUCGUCAUUUGGCAAAAACACCAUCACAAAUUUGAGCCUAUGCUAACAUUAGAAGGCCAUGAAAGUGAAGUAAAAUGCGUGUCCUGAAAUUUUGAUGACAAGUUUUUAGCUACCUGUGGAAGAGAUAAAACAGUAUGGGUCUGGGAAACUGAUAUAGAUUUUGAAUAUGAAACAGUCGCUGUGCUAAGUCGGCAUACACAAGAUAUUAAAUUUGUGAGUUUCCAUUCAAGCAAAAACUUGUUAGCAAGUGGGUCAUAUGAUAAUACAAUUAUUCUGUGGGGGGAACAGGAUGGAGAUUGGCAGUUUUUAACACAGCUGAUUAGCCAUGAAGGGACUGUGUGGAGCUUGAAGUGGCUUGAUGAUGCUCUUUUGUCAGUAAGUGAUGAUCUUACCCUUAAGGUUUGGGAUAAAGAAGGAGAUGGGAAUUAUCACUUGCAAAGGACAGUGUCUGGGAUUCAUACAAGGUCAAUAUACUUUUGUGAUGCCAGUCCGGUGCUGCCUGUUAUUGCGACUUGUGCAGGAGAUGAUAGCAUUAUGAUUUUAGGGAAAGAGGAUUAUCAGCCGAUUGAAACUGUGAGGUCUUCUCAUUUGACAGAUGUGAAUUGUGUUAAAUUCCAUCCAAAUUUACCGUUGCUGGCAAGUGUGUCGGAUGAUAAAACAAUAAGUAUAUGGGCUUUGGAACUAGGGCAGCAUAUAGUAAAUGAGUAA
Molecule: messenger RNA, 954 nt
Organism: Blepharisma stoltei
Lineage: Eukaryota; Ciliophora; Heterotrichea; Heterotrichida; Blepharismidae
Source: the annotation of a GenBank genome assembly